Molecule: messenger RNA, 766 nt
Organism: Hevea brasiliensis (rubber tree)
Lineage: Eukaryota; Viridiplantae; Streptophyta; Magnoliopsida; Malpighiales; Euphorbiaceae
Product: 40S ribosomal protein S23
Exons: 4
Coding region: 155-583 (142 amino acids)
Biological process (GO): translation
Cellular component (GO): ribosome; cytosolic small ribosomal subunit
Molecular function (GO): structural constituent of ribosome
Source: RefSeq, a predicted model, not a curated record
CAGCGAAAGCCCAAUCUUUCCGGGACCAACCGCACUUCUAUAUAUAUACAGAGAAUCUACCCUAUCUUCAGAGUUAGGGUUUUACGUAGCGGCUGCAUCCGUUUUCUCUUCAUCUUCUAGCUGGAAAAACCCUCGUCAACUUUACUCUGCAACAAUGGGGAAGACACGUGGAAUGGGAGCUGCCCGCAAACUGAAGUCCCACCGAAGGAGGCAAAGGUGGGCUGACAAGGCAUACAAGAAGUCCCACCUUGGCAAUGAAUGGAAAAAGCCAUUUGCUGGGUCUUCCCAUGCCAAAGGCAUUGUUCUUGAGAAGAUAGGUAUUGAGGCCAAGCAGCCAAACUCUGCAAUCAGAAAAUGUGCAAGAGUUCAACUGAUUAAAAAUGGGAAGAAGAUUGCUGCUUUUGUUCCCAAUGACGGUUGCUUAAACUAUAUCGAGGAGAAUGAUGAGGUUCUGAUUGCUGGAUUUGGACGUAAGGGUCAUGCUGUCGGAGAUAUUCCUGGUGUUAGAUUCAAGGUAGUGAAGGUCUCUGGUGUCUCCCUUCUGGCACUCUUCAAGGAGAAGAAGGAAAAACCAAGGUCUUGAGUUUGCAAUGGAGACUACUAUAGUUUAUUGCAAUUUCUUUUAAGGACUUAAAAUGCUUCUCUUUAUUUUUCAGUGUAUCUGCUGAACAAAUUUCAAUCGUUAUAGUUAUUGUAUUGAAUAUUUUUUGAUAUGGUGUGCGCAGUUAAUUGUACGGCGUUAUAAAUUGCUUUUUAAGUUGUCUAA